UCUGAGGAGGUCACGACUCCGUCGACACGACGCGCGCGCUCCUCCAGCCUCUCGCGGGCUUUUCGUGCCCCAAAAACCGGAGGGUUUAUAUUUAAUUUCUUUUUGGUGUCGUACUUUGUUGUUGUUGCUCGUGGAUUAAACGACGUGAAAAUGAUUUGACCGAGAAAUGAAAGCGCAGACCGGGACGAGUUCCGCGGAGAGACGAGGCGACGACGACGACUACACGGCGGAAAAAGUAGAGGUGGCUUGUGGAGCUACAGAUACACGAAGACUCUUAAGUGUUCCACAUGACUGCAAGGAGUGCUCCUUUAAUCCUCCCAGUGACGGUUUAACCAGCAUAACCAUCGGCCAUCUCUCGAGGCAGUGUCACCAACGGGCUGAGGCCAGGAGCAUGACCGAGCAGCAGGAGCAAAGCGAGGAGACGGGCCUGCUCCCAACACAGGACCUGGACCACUGCAAGGACGACGACGCACACGGCCACUUCAGGUUUCAGUUGAUUGAAGACCUUUCCUAUGAAGAUGUGAAGAAAUGUUACCGCGGCUCGACUGUCAGCAAGUACAACUCGCAGUACCACAAACUGUUCCAGUGUGUGCCCAAGGAUGAGAUCCUUAUGAAAGUGUACUCCUGUGCUCUUCUCCGAGAUAUUCUUCUGCAAGGCCGGCUCUACAUUUCCAGAAACUGGCUGUGUUUCUAUGCCAACCUGUUCGGCAAGGACAUCAAGGUGGCGAUCCCUGUUGUUUCCGUGAGGCUGGUGAAGAAGCACAAAACCGCGGGCCUCGUGCCCAAUGGCUUGGCUAUCACCACAGACACCGGCCAGAAGACAGGAUUUUGGAGCCGCUACAAUCCUAUGCUCGUCGGGAACGUUGUAUGUAUUUGUGUCUCUGCUAUCAAGAGACAGUGUAUACGACGUCCUGCGCAGGAUCUGCACUCACCUUCAGGUCAAUGGGAAGAGCCUGAGCUUGAAGCAGUUCCUGGAGGAGCCGACCUUAUCGCUGGACGAGUUCCCAGUUCCAGACGAGUUCCCAGUGGUCGACGAGUUCCCGUCAGUGUUAAAGUGGAGAGGAAACCCUCCGUGGCGUCGGUGUCGUCCUCCCUUCCGGACCUCCUGGGAAACUCCACCAGCAGCCUGAGCGCCGCAGACACACCCUUCAUAUCAGAGCAGCCGCUGGAAGAGCGAGCUCUGCAAACAGACAGGGGUCUUUUAUCAGAGCCACUGGCAGAACUGGGCCAGAUGGAGUACCAGCUGCUCAAGUUCUUCACCCUGCUUAUUAUUCUCCUCAUCCUGUCGUCCUGCUACCUGGCCUUCCGCGUGUGCAGCCUGGAGCAACAGCUGUCCUUCCUGAGUAACCCCAAUCUGCCCCUGAGAGAGAGGUAACCACUGCUCUUGGCUGUUUCUCUCCCCGUGCUUUGAGCUGACGAUGCCCUCCUGCACAGAUCCAGGACCAGCAUCAGAGCCCAGAGAAGAUCCACCAUCACCGUAGCAACAUGAAAGGAACACCCCGAGCCCAGGCCUCUUGACAGACCUUUCCCCCUCCGUGAGAAGACUUCCUAUCUAGUGAUCACUUCCAGACUAUGCAAACAGACUGUCUAUUUAUUUCUGAAUUCAGAGUAGGUUUUUACUGUAGAUUAUGAUUUUUCUCACUUCCGCCUUUCCUCUCGCGGACAUGUCAUCUUUCACCCCGUGACUCCGCAGCGGUUUGUGACGGCGGUGAGGUUUAGGAGUGGUGGUUGAGGCUCGAGGAGAGGUAGGAGGCAGGAGAUAAGUCAACGAGUGAAUCACUUGAAAAGAUAUUCGUGCUGUUAAUUUCAAACGUUUUCUGGCUGACGAGUUGACGAAACCAAAUGUGUGUUUGUCUUUCUGGUGAGAUCUUGCCAUUAGCCCUCAGUAGACGGCUAAAACAAACAACAAAAUGCACUUUUAAAAGAAAUAUAUGUCUACGUUAUUUCAAAUGUAUGUAAGUGUUUUCAGAGUUUAGAUCUAUUUUAUUCUUGAUAAUAGGUACUCAGUUGUCAUUAUUUUAGGAAGUUAUGUAAUGACCACAGAUACUUGACUGAUUGAAGUUACCUGUCAUUUGACUGUAAUAUGCUGAAGCGAUAACGCCCCUUGUUGGUGUGAUCUAUAAUGUGAAGGAGAUGGUUCAGGCAUCAUUUCUGUUUUAGCUGUAACAACCUGCUGUAUGAAAGGAGUUCCCAGGAUGUUUGUUUUUAUUUUAUACAUUUCAAUUCAAGUCACCAAAGAUUUAUAGAAAAAAGACAGUGAGGUUCAUGUGAUUAUAUUUUUGUCUCAUUGUAUAUUCUAUGAUCUUGCAGACAUGGGUGGAAUGUGGUCCUAGACUAGUUUGUGGUCCUAGAUUAGUUUGUGAAAUCCUUAUGAAUUAAAUUGGCAAGAAAAUGUAGACAAACAGAAAA
Pseudoliparis swirei is the source of this 2409-nucleotide messenger RNA. RefSeq names its product GRAM domain-containing protein 2A-like. The record is from RefSeq and is a predicted model, not a curated record. Gene Ontology annotation, molecular function: phosphatidylinositol-4,5-bisphosphate binding. Gene Ontology annotation, cellular component: extrinsic component of cytoplasmic side of plasma membrane; endoplasmic reticulum membrane; organelle membrane contact site. Gene Ontology annotation, biological process: regulation of store-operated calcium entry. NCBI's taxonomy places the organism in Eukaryota, Metazoa, Chordata, Actinopteri, Perciformes, Liparidae. The transcript has 14 exons. Bases 167 to 1375 code for a protein of 402 amino acids.